AGCCUGAUGCAGAGGAGAGACAGAGAGAGAAUUCCAGUCAGGUAUUGCACUCUUGGCACCAGAGAUGCUGCAAGGGAUCCUCACACUCUCGUAGAACUGUCUGCCUUUUCUGUGAUCAACCGCUUCCAACCUUUUAAUGUAGCAGUGUCCAGCAAUGUUCUGCUGCUAAUGGAUUUUCACUGUCACCUGACCACAAGUGAGGUGGUGGGGUAUUUGGGGGGCCGAUGGGACACUAACACACAGUGUAAGAGUGAUCAUUUUUGUAACUACUGUACAAACAAACAGCAAAUUGGAGGUUAGAAACACUCAAAAUGUAUAUUUCAUGU
This is a messenger RNA of Sinocyclocheilus grahami, 326 nucleotides long. RefSeq names its product MPN domain-containing protein-like. The coding region runs from base 7 to 300 and encodes 97 amino acids. The record is from RefSeq and is a predicted model, not a curated record. The transcript is spliced from 3 exons. NCBI's taxonomy places the organism in Eukaryota, Metazoa, Chordata, Actinopteri, Cypriniformes, Cyprinidae.